AUGGGCUUGCACAGAGAAGCCACGUACAAAAGCUUACCGGAACCCGGCAUGUGUCGACGGAUCUGGUGGCAUCUGGCUAAUCAAGACACGCUACAGUCGUUGUGUUACGGAAGGCCGUCUUCGCUUCGAAUGCAAGAGGUCGAUGUCAACUUGCCAACGCUCCACGACUUUGCGGAAGCUGACCCAGAUAACGAACUAUUUCUUCAGAGGACCAAACUCUGCAAGAUCCUGGGAAGUGUUUCAGAAGCACAGUAUGGACGACAGCAGAGGCCGGUUAUGGAACAGAUUAUCCAUAUCGGAGAAUCCCUCAGAGACUGGAUUGAGAGUCUUCGCCCAGAUCUCCGCCUCUACGACCCAAUGGAGCAGAGAGCUUAUCGGCCGUUUGUCUAUCAGCUCCACAUUAUGUACUUCACCGGGGUCAUCCUCUUCUACCGUCUGGUAGAGAACUGUCUGGAAUCCCUUAGGGUCUCGGUUGUUGCAGCUUCAGCCAUCGCUACAUUGUUUGAGGAGAUUUACUAUCGAGGGGAUAUAAUUUCGCUUCUGCCAAUCAACAACUGGUACUGCAUGGUGGCGAGCGUCCCUCUGGUUCACGCCCUCGUCAAGUUCCCUGACACCAACGCAAGGCACAGGGAGGACCUUGCCAAAGUUCGGCUCGCUCUCCAGGACAUGAGGGCGAACAAUCCGAGCAGCGCCCUGAUCCUCGCCAAUGUUGAUCGUGUGCAGCGAUCAGUACUGGGAGAUGGUGGCAACGGUGGCGUUGUGCAGUCGCACCUCCCAGCAGAUGCAUCCGCGGGCCGUCCAGCUUUCGGAGACAAUAUGUUUUGCGCUGGUCUCUGCCACCGUGUCGACAAGCUCAGGUUAUUUCCAUUUCCCGCGUCGUUGUGUCCCAGCAUGGAUCUUCUGUGCGUGAACUCUGCCCAGCCGCACAAUCCCGUCGCAACCCCUCCAAUGCAACUCUUGGAGGCCGAGUCGGAUAUGAUGUUCAAUUUCGAUCUUUGCGACGUCCAGCUGGACCCGCUCUGGACAGAUUUCGAGAGACCUGUCGAGCCAUACAGUUCUCAGAUGUAG
This is a messenger RNA of Fonsecaea monophora, 1068 nucleotides long. RefSeq lists its product as hypothetical. The transcript has 2 exons. Bases 1 to 1068 code for a protein of 355 amino acids. The record is from RefSeq and is a predicted model, not a curated record. Lineage: Eukaryota; Fungi; Ascomycota; Eurotiomycetes; Chaetothyriales; Herpotrichiellaceae. Gene Ontology annotation, molecular function: zinc ion binding; DNA binding. Gene Ontology annotation, biological process: DNA-templated transcription.